AAAGUACCUGGCAUCUCUGUUUGCAAAUCGUGAAUGUUAGCGAUGGUUUGAAUUGUGUUCAUUGAAAAAGAAAGGUGAUUUUUCAAUUAAAAUCACAAUUAUGUGUAUGGCAGCACAAUAAAACGUGACCUUUGAUAUUGAACCAGCAGCAGGAAACACCAAAUCGGAUAGCUGUGCUGUGUAUUUCUGUUGGUAUUGCAGUGUGCGAAAGAGAUGGCUCAUUCAAAGCCACUGAACGAGGUCUUUAGCUACCUCUCAUGGGUCCAUGCGGUAUCUGGAGCUACGGGGAGCGUAGUGGCAAUGUCAGCUUUCUAUCCGCUGGACACAGUGCGUUCCAGACUUCAGUUGGAAGAACCGGAACGUCGCAAAGCUCAAAGCACAUGGGCUAUCUUGAAGCAAUUGGUAGCGGAAGAAGGUUUCGACACGCUGUACCGCGGAAUGAUACCAGUACUGCAGAGUUUGUGCAUUUCAAACUUUGUCUAUUUCUACACAUUUCACAGUUUAAAGGCGAUUGGAGGUGGUAGUCAAUCGGCUCUAACCGAUCUGGUUCUUGGAUCGUUGGCCGGUGUGGUGAAUGUGUUCACGACAACCCCCUGCUGGGUAGUCAACACUCGGUUAAAGAUGAAAGGAUUAGGACAUCGAGUCAAGGACAAUACGAUGCACUAUGACAACCUCUUGAGCGGGUUGAUUUACGUCGGACGCACCGAAGGUGCCAAAGGGCUAUGGGCGGGGGCGGUACCAUCACUUCUACUGGUGAUCAAUCCAGCCAUUCAGUUCAUGGUGUACGAAGCAUUGAAACGACGACUUAUUCCGGAUGUGAAACAUGCUUCUAGCGUCAGGUUUUUCGCUAUCGGAGCCGUUGCCAAAACGAUAGCGACCGUACUAACCUAUCCGCUGCAGUUGAUUCAAACCAAGUUGCGCCACGCAAACUCGGAUAAAAAUUCGGACCUUCCUCCCGACACCGAUAUGAUACAGAUGUUGCUGAUCAUUCUGAAGAAGCAAGGUACAGCGGGCCUGUUUCGUGGUCUGGAGGCUAAGCUACUACAGACGGUGCUGACGGCAGCACUGAUGUUCAUGGCUUACGAGAAAAUUGCACGUUUUGUAACGAUACUCCUAAUUAGAGCGAAGAAGUGAUUGAUCGUGAUUCGAAUAUUAUCAUUUAUUAGCUUUUAGGUGGCUUGAGGGCUAUUGUACUGACGUACUCCAUGGCAUUAGUUUUGACACAAGUCUUCAAAGUUUAUGUAUCUAGUCUUGCACAUUCCGAUUGGUCUAUUCCAUACUGCUCAUUAUAAAUUAUUGAACCACUGGGCCUAUUCAAAAGUAUGGUGCCGUUUGAGCAAAUUCGUUUGGUUUGGAAAAGUGGUGGUAUUAGCUUUAAAAUUUCGCAUUCGCAUCCAGACCAUUGGUUAAAUUAAGUUAUUUAUGGUACGGUUCUAGAUUAGUAUUUGCUGGUUUUCAAAGUAGUAGAAGGUGUUUGCCGUAAGAUAUUCAAUUAUGAUAUUGAAAUGCAGUUGUAUGCUAUGGGUUAGCGAAUUAAAAUCACUAUGAAAACA
Messenger RNA from Topomyia yanbarensis, 1553 nucleotides. It is a transcript of the gene PMP34, whose product is annotated as peroxisomal membrane protein PMP34. Bases 214 to 1134 code for a protein of 306 amino acids. NCBI's taxonomy places the organism in Eukaryota, Metazoa, Arthropoda, Insecta, Diptera, Culicidae. The transcript is spliced from 4 exons. The record is from RefSeq and is a predicted model, not a curated record. Gene Ontology annotation, molecular function: ATP transmembrane transporter activity; FAD transmembrane transporter activity; coenzyme A transmembrane transporter activity. Gene Ontology annotation, cellular component: peroxisomal membrane.